AACGAAUGGGGGCAUAUGGAGUCCAUAGAGCCUACUGUAUUCUAUUGAAGAAGAUGUCUAAUAGUAACACUACUCAAGAGACCCUGGAAAUAAUGAAAGAAUCAGAAAAAAAACUGGUAGAAGAAUCUGUAAGCAAAAACAAGUUUAUAUCUAAGACUCCAAGUAAAGAAGAAAUUGAGAAAGAGAGUGAAGAUACCAGUUUGCGUCAGGAGACACAGGAUUAUGAGUUCCUUUUUGACAAGAGGCGGACAUCCAACCAUGGUCAUGCCAGGAAAAGAGCCAAGUCUAAUUCCAAGCUCAAGUUGGUACGCAGUCUGGCAGUGUGUGAGGAGUCUUCUGCCCCAUUUGCUGAUGGGUCACUAGAAACCCAGGAUAUAAUUCAAUUGCACAUCAGCUGCCCCUCUGACAAAGAGGAAGAAAAGUCCACAAAGGAUGUCUCUGAAAAGGAAGACAAGGACAAAAACAAAGAAAAGGUUCCAAGGAAGAUGCUAUCUAGAGACUCCAGCCAAGAAUAUACGGACUCCACUGGAAUAGACCUACAUGAAUUUCUUGUAAACACACUGAAAAAGAACCCAAGGGACAGAAUGAUGCUGCUAAAAUUAGAACAGGAGAUUCUGGAAUUUAUUAAUGACAACAAUAACCAGUUCAAGAAGUUCCCUCAGAUGACCUCAUAUCACCGGAUGCUAUUACACCGGGUAGCUGCCUAUUUUGGGAUGGACCACAAUGUUGAUCAAACUGGAAAAGCUGUCAUUAUCAACAAAACCAGUAACACAAGAAUCCCUGAACAGAGGUUCUCAGAACAUAUAAAGGAUGAGAAAAAUACAGAAUUUCAACCGAGAUUCAUUCUCAAGAGAGAUGAUGCCAGUAUGGACCGAGAUGAUAACCAGAUCAGAGUUCCAUUGCAGGAUGGAAGGAGGAGCAAGUCACUAAAAGAGAGAGAGGAGGAAUAUCAAAGGGUCCGAGAGAGAAUAUUUGCCCGAGAGACUGGCCAGAACGGAUAUCUAAAUGACAUCAGACUCUCCAAAGAAGCCUUUUCUUCUAGCUCUCACAAGAGAAGGCAGAUUUUUAGGGGGAACCGUGAGGGGCUAAGCCGCACCUCGAGCAGCCGCCAGAGCAGCACAGACAGCGAACUCAAAUCCCUGGAGCCACGGCCUUGGAGCAGCACGGACUCUGAUGGCUCUGUUCGAAGCAUGCGGCCCCCUGUCACCAAAGCCAGCAGUUUCAGCGGAAUCUCUAUCCUCACCCGGGGUGACAGCAUUGGGAACAGUAAAGCUGGCAGUGCAGGAAGGAUCUCCAGGCCAGGUAUGGCUCUAGGUGCCCCAGAAGUGUGCAACCAGGUCACCUCAUCCCAGUCUGUCCGGAGCCUUCUCCCUUGUACUGCCCAGCAACAGCAGCAGCAGCAGCAGCAACUUCCUGCUCUUCCACCCACGUCUCAGCAACAGCCACCCUUGAAUAAUCACAUGAUCUCACAGCCUGUCCCAGCUCUGCAGCCCUCUCCGCAGCCUGUUCAGUUCUCUCCAGGCUCCUGUCCCCAAGUCCUUCUGCCAGUCUCUCCACCCCAGCAGUACAACAUGGCAGAUGACCUCAGCAACCCCUUUGGACAGAUGAGCCUUAACCGCCAAGGUUCUACUGAAGCAGCUGACCCAUCCGCAGCUCUGUUCCAGCCCCCACUUAUCUCCCAGCACCCUCAGCAGACUAGCUUCAUCAUGGCUUCCACAGGACAGCCCCUCCCCGCUUCCAACUAUUCCACCUCUAGCCAUGCAACACCUACUCAGCAAGUCCUGCCACCCCAGGGCUAUAUGCAGCCUCCUCAGCAAAUCCAGGUUUCUUACUAUCCCCCUGGACAGUAUCCUAACUCCAACCAGCAAUAUCGACCUCUCUCUCACCCGGUGGCCUACAGCCCCCAACGUGGUCAACAGUUGCCUCAGCCAUCCCAACAGCCUGGUUUACAGCCCAUGAUGCCUAACCAGCAGCAGGCGGCUUACCAAGGCAUGAUAGGGGUCCAGCAACCACAGAACCAGGGCCUGCUCAGCAACCAGAGGAGUGGCAUGGGGGGCCAGAUGCAAGGCCUGGUGGUUCAGUAUACUCCACUGCCUUCUUACCAAGUCCCAGUGGGUAAUGACUCGCAAAAUGUGGUCCAGCCGCCUUUCCAGCAACCCAUGCUGGUCCCUGCAAGCCAAUCUGUGCAAGGGGGUCUCCCGGCGGGAGGGGUGCCAGUGUACUACAGCAUGAUCCCUGCGGCUCAGCAGAACGGUACGAGCCCUUCUGUGGGAUUUCUGCAGCCUCCUGGCUCUGAGCAGUACCAGAUGCCUCAGUCUCCCUCUCCCUGCAGCCCACCACAGAUGCCACAGCAGUUCUCAGGAGUGUCACCUUCUGGACCAGGUGUGGUGGUCAUGCAGCUGAAUGUCCCUAAUGGACCCCAGUCUCCCCAGAACCCAUCCAUGGUCCAGUGGAGUCACUGUAAAUACUAAAGCAUGGACCAGCAGGGGCAGAAACCUGGAGACCUGUACAACCCUGACAGUAGCCCGCAGGCCAACACACAAAUGAAUAGCAGCCCCGUCACAUCUCCUACCCAGUCUCCAGCACCCUCUCCUGUCACCAGCCUCAGCAGUGUCUGCA
Molecule: messenger RNA, 2619 nt
Organism: Myotis brandtii (Brandt's bat)
Lineage: Eukaryota; Metazoa; Chordata; Mammalia; Chiroptera; Vespertilionidae
Gene: R3HDM2
Product: R3H domain containing 2
Exons: 23
Coding region: 6-2471 (821 amino acids)
Molecular function (GO): nucleic acid binding
Source: RefSeq, a predicted model, not a curated record